Molecule: messenger RNA, 462 nt
Organism: Rotaria sordida
Lineage: Eukaryota; Metazoa; Rotifera; Eurotatoria; Philodinida; Philodinidae
Source: the annotation of a GenBank genome assembly
AUGUGGAGUGAAUGGUCAUCAUAUAUGAAUGCUAUCUGUCAUCGACCAGGUACACAAAUUCGAACAAGAACGUAUGCAGAUAAACGAGCAGCUAUGGCUACACAUUGUACAGAACAUUUGGAACAACAACAACAAUGUACACUUGAGUAUAUACCAAAAGCAGUUCAUCGACCUCCUUAUCCAUGUUGUGCAUGUGAUGAAGCUAAAUUUCAAUUUACAUUUCAAGGUCUUUGGUCAAAACAAUCAUAUCCAAAAGAUUGGUUACCUGAACAUCUUCAUUGGUUUGAUAUCAUUGGAGCUGUUCAUAAUGAAGAAUAUUCAUUAUGGAAUUAUGGUGGCAUUGCAAGUGAUGGUCUUAAACAAGUAGCUGAAUGGGGAGCAAUUGGUACAAUGCAAAAAGAAAUAAAAAAUCAUACUAAAUUUGGUGUUAUUCGUAAUUUAAUGAUUGUACCUGGUCUUUGA